Messenger RNA from Elaeis guineensis (African oil palm), 1118 nucleotides. RefSeq names its product NAC domain-containing protein 37. Gene Ontology annotation, biological process: regulation of DNA-templated transcription. The record is from RefSeq and is a predicted model, not a curated record. Gene Ontology annotation, molecular function: DNA binding. Lineage: Eukaryota; Viridiplantae; Streptophyta; Magnoliopsida; Arecales; Arecaceae.
AUGGACUCCAUGGAAUCAUGCGUUCCUCCUGGGUUUAGAUUUCAUCCUACUGAUGAGGAGCUCGUCGGCUAUUACCUUAAAAAGAAAGUGGCUUCUCAAAAGAUAGACCUUGAUGUCAUCAAAGAGAUUGAUCUGUACAGAAUCGAACCAUGGGAUCUUCAAGAAUGGUGUCGGAUCGGAUAUGAAGAGCAAAGUGAGUGGUACUUCUUCAGCCACAAGGAUAAGAAGUACCCAACAGGCACAAGGACGAAUAGGGCAACAUUGUCCGGGUUUUGGAAGGCAACAGGCCGAGACAAGGCCGUCCACGACAAGAACAAGCUUAUUGGCAUGAGGAAGACACUGGUCUUCUACAAGGGAAGAGCACCCAAUGGACAGAAGACUGACUGGAUCAUACACGAGUACAGGCUUGAGUCUGAAGAGAAUGGACCACCUCAGGAAGAAGGAUGGGUCGUUUGUCGAGCAUUCAAGAAACGUCCUGCCUGCCCAACGAGGAGUGUUGUCGAUGUGUGGGACUCCAAUUAUGGCUAUGACGAUCCCAGCAGGGUGAGAUCCUCCAUUGUCAACCCAAUGGAAUACCUCCAGAUGCAGCCCAAGAGUCUCCUCUGCAAGCAGGAGACCGAGCUUGACCACCUGAACCUCUUGCACUCAAACCAAUUGUUCCAACUCCCACAACUCGAGAGCCCCUCGCUACCCUUAGUGAAGCAACCCAGCCUACUCUCUAUAGCCACUGAGAACGAAGAUGAGGAGCAAACAAGAAGUUGCAACGCCAUCGACAAGGUGACCGAUUGGAGGGCCCUCGACAAGUUUGUUGCAUCCCAGUUGAGCCAGGAAGAUAGGUUCAGCGCCGAACGGGUAGUUUCAGAUUUUGGUGCAGACAAUGACUCGGACAUGGCGCUGCUGUUGCUUCAGAGUGGAAGGGAGGAGGUGGGCAAAUUGAAUGGGUUCUUGACCUCCGGGGAACCGGAAUGUGACAUAGGAAUCUGUGUGUUUGAGAAAUGAGCCUAUAUGGAGAGGGGUAAGGGAGUUGCUUGAUCAGAACUUGUUCUUUCUUCUUCUUUUAUUCUAUGUAUAAGUUUGUGAUUGGCUAUCAUAAAGUUGGGCUUUGCGCUGAGCUACUA